Messenger RNA from Hevea brasiliensis (rubber tree), 1490 nucleotides. RefSeq names its product lecithin-cholesterol acyltransferase-like 1. The coding region runs from base 65 to 1348 and encodes 427 amino acids. NCBI's taxonomy places the organism in Eukaryota, Viridiplantae, Streptophyta, Magnoliopsida, Malpighiales, Euphorbiaceae. Gene Ontology annotation, biological process: lipid metabolic process. The transcript has 2 exons. The record is from RefSeq and is a predicted model, not a curated record.
CACAUAUUCUUCCGAAAUGAUUGCCCAUUGAGAAGUAGCCAUUUCUAUCUUGCUCAAAACAACAAUGAAGAUAUGGCUACUUAUACUGAGAAUAUUAUCGACAGCAAUGAUGUUGUCCUCGUGUCAAGCAAUCGGCAACCUCCACCCACUGAUUUUAGUACCCGGGAGUGGUGGAAAUCAGCUAGAAGCCAGGCUAAACCGUGGCUACAAGCCCACGAGCCUGUUGUGCAACCGUUGGUACCCACUAGUGAAGCAAAAGGAAGGGUGGUUCAGGCUUUGGUUUGAUCCUAGUGUCCUACUGGCACCAUUCACAGAGUGCUUUGCUGAUCGUAUGAUGCUUUAUUAUGAUAAAUAUUUGGAUGAUUACUGCAAUGCCAAUGGGGUGGAAACCAGAGUCCCUAAUUUUGGCUCUACUCAGUCGCUUCUCUACCUUGAUCCUAACCUGAAGCAUAUUACAGAAUACAUGGCACCGCUGGUAGAAUCUCUAGAAGAGAUUGGCUAUGUCGAUGGUGAAACACUCUUUGGAGCUCCUUACGAUUUUCGAUAUGGGUUAGCUGCAGAAGGUCACCCAUGCAAGGUUGGUUCAACGUUUUUACAAGAUUUAAAAGAUUUAAUAGAGAGAGCAAGCAGCCUUAAUGGAGGAAGGCCAGUGAUAAUUCUCUCGCAUAGCUUAGGAGGCCUUUUUGUCCUUCAACUUCUCAACCGAAACCCACCUUCAUGGCGACAAAAAUUUAUUAAACACUUUGUUGCACUUUCUGCGCCAUGGGGUGGUGCUGUAGACGUAAUGCUUACUUUUGCUUCAGGGAAUACACUAGGAGUGCCCCUGGUUGAUCCACUGCUAGUAAGGGGAGAGCAGAGAAGCUCAGAGACCAACUUAUGGCUUCUACCUAAUCCUACAAUAUUUGGUACAAAACAACUCGUUAUUACUCCAAAUGCUACAUAUUCAGCCUAUGAAAUAGCACAAUUUCUUGAGAAUAUUGGAUUUUCAGAAGGUGUUUAUCCUUAUAAAUCUCGCAUUUUACCCUUGAUUGAGAAGACAAUUGCCCCUGGGGUUCCUAUCACUUGUAUAAUUGGGAGUGGUGUGAAGACAGCAGAGACAUUGUUGUAUAGGAAAAAUUGUUAUGAGGAGCAACCUGAAAUUGUCUAUGGAGAUGGAGAUGGCACAGUGAAUAUGGCUAGCUUGUUAGCAUUGGAAUCUCUGUUUGCUGAGAACAAAAAUCAAUCCCUUAAGGUAAUAAGAAUUAGUGGCGUUUCUCAUACAUCAAUACUGAAACAGAACAUUGCUCUUGAUCAAAUUACAGGAGAAAUUUCUUGUAUUAAUUCUAUUGCAAUGAGCGCAGCAGUUUGAAGAUUGAAGAUUUUGUGUGCACAAUGGAGAAUGUAAUUUUACUUUGGUUCACGCCAAGCAUCUCAUUGAUCCUUUCAUGAUGAUGGGAGAUUAGUAUCACUAUUUUUUUUUAUUGCUUUAGUCAAUUUUUGGUUUUAUGAUA